GCCGAGCCGGGCUGGGCUGAGGCGAGGCGAGCCAAGCGAGCCGGGCCGAGCCGAGCCGAGCCGAGCCGAGCCGAGCCGAUUCGAUCCAAGCUGAGCUGAGCUGGGCUGAGCCGAGCCGAUCCAAAUCGAUCUGACCCGAUCCAAGCCGAGCCGAGCUGAGCCGAGCCGCGCCGGGCCCUCCCGCCGCCCGCCCGGCUGUUGACAAGCGGCGGCGGGAGGCAGCGCGCUCGUCCCCAUGUGGCGGACGCUGGCCCUCGCCUCCGCCUUCUUCCCGGGGCUCUUCGUCCUCUGCAUCCGGUUGCUGCGCUGGGCCGCCCCGGGAUGGAGCCUCAAGGACCGCAUCCUGCUCAGCGGCAGGCUGGUGUCAACGGUCCAAGCCACGAUGGCCACGGUGUCAGGGAUCACGGUUGUCCUCAGCUGCAAGAACGUGGUGUACGACAGGCACUGGCUGGCCGUGGAGUACAUCUGGGUCCUCGUUCCCUACAUGACUUAUGACAUCUAUGUCAUGUACCUCUGCCACUGGCACAAGAGCCAGGAAAAGGGAAUUGCAGAGAAGAAGCACUCGCUGGCCAGCGUGUGGAGCUUCCUCCUGCAGGAGCGGCUGAUGGUGACCCACCACCUCUUCAUCCUCAUCGUGCUCACCCCCAUCACCCAGCACUUCAGGGGAGAGCUGGGGGACUUCUUCGUGGGCUGCAUCUUCACAGCAGAGCUGAGCACGCCUUUCGUAUCCCUGGGCAAAAUCCUCAUGCAGCUCAAAAUGCAGGACACGCUCCUGCACAAGGUGAACGGGAUCCUCAUCCUGGUGACCUUCUUCCUCUGCCGCAUCCUCCUCUUCCCCUUCAUGUACGCGGCCUACGGGCGGCAGGUGGGGAUCCCCGCGUACCUGGUGCCUUUCCGCAUCCCGCUGCACUGCAACAUCGCCAACGCCUCCCUCAUCGCCCCCCAGCUCUACUGGUUCAGGCUCAUCUGCCGCAAAGCCGCCCGUCUCUACGGCCGCCCGCCCGCCGACCGGAGCAGAUAACGGCCGGGCCCAGCCGGGGGCUGCAACGGGGUCAGCCCCGCCGGCUCUGCCACCGUCACUGGGAGCAGGGACAGCACUGGGGCCGUCCCAGCUGGAAUCAGCCUCACGUCUCCACCGCCGUGCCAGGCAGCGCCAGCCUGGGCUAGGAAGGCUUUCCUCCCACACCGCUCCAGCGCCUGGCAUCCACCCGCCCGUGGGAGCCGGAUCGUAAGCACAACAUUCCAUUCUGGGGUUCAGCGCCGCGGCACGGAACUAACGGUUACACGAGAGGGGUUUGUUACAACCCACCCCCCCCGCUGCAUGUUCCAGGGCUGACACCAGACACCGGCACGGCAGUGUGGAGGAGCCUGCAGACAGAGGAGGGGAUCCCGGAGCAUCCAGCCCCUACGAGCAGCACGGAUGGGGAUGGGGAGCUGCGUGCCUGACCUGCCACAGCCCCAGCUCGCUCCUCCAGCUCCAGCUCAGCCUCCAGGCGAGAGCAGUGCCAGGCCUGGAGCUGCAGUACAGUUCUGCAGAGCCGUUCCUGACCAUUACCGACUUCACCUCUACACUACAGCCCUGUUCAGCCUCUGACCUCCCACAUGCACCUCCUGCUGCUGCUGCUGGGCUCAAGCUCAUUUAAAGCUCCACUUAACCCGAAGGUGCUUUUCAUUACAACUGUCUGAUGUCUGUCUGACAGUCCUGGGGCCGGGGGCUCCGGUGUUCCCUGCAGAGCUGGAGGGAAGAAGCUCACACCAGGACAGGGGAACGGUUGCACUGUCUCACAAGCAACACUGGCAGGGCAGGGUGCCCACGGCUGAAGGGCAGGAUGGGGAUGGGAACCUGCCAAGUCUGCACUAUGCAGAGCCCUUUGUUGGCAAGGGAUGCAACUUCCACCCCACUCCUCUAACCACAGCUGCUUUUAUCUGCCCCGCGUCCCCUCAGCAGGUAUUUAAAACCAUCUGGCACACCCUGCCUCGCUCUGCCCUCCAGCUGGCACCACCACGCCCUGGCAGCAGCUGUGGUACGGCCCAAGCUCCGGUUGCAUGGUCCAUCCCUCCAGCCCCAUCCCACUCCCCCACAAGGCUGCCAAGGACAGAACUGGGGCAGCGCAGAACCAGUGACCCCAGAGCAGGGGGCUGAGCUGGUUUUCCUUCACCAGUUUAGCCCAUUCCCACCUUCAGUCGCAGCAAAAUGGGUUCAGGCCACCCGGCUCGCCCUGCACCACAGGGUUCCCGAGCCCUGCGGGCGCGUGCAAUCAGACCACAGCGGUUCAGUGCAGUUCAGCACCUUCCCUGCGGCCACCAGCACAAGCCAGGGCAGCCGCCUCCUCCCCACAGCCUCCCGUGCCCGCUCCAGGGCAGGGAACUGCACCAGCACAGCCCUGGCACAGCCCCACACCCAGGAGACCAGUGACCACUCUGUGCCUUUCAUUCCAUCUGAAACCAGCAGCCAAGCUCUGGAAGACCUGGAUCUUUUGGGUGUUGUAUCUUGUCCUAGGCAUGGCUGUUGUUCUGGAUAGAGUUAAAAAAACAAAGGAAGAAGGGCCUCUUCCAACUUGUGGAUGGUUGUUGCAGAAGCGCCGCUGUCACAGUAACCACCGCGACCAGCUGAUGUUAUAAACCGCUUGCAACUCGUUACAGAUAUUUGUAUCUCACCGUUUUCAUUGCGAGUAACGUGCCUUACGUAAGGACAAAAAAAAACCCAAACCAGCCAAUGAGGCACCUCAGUUUGCACUAACACUGCCCUAUUUACUGUCAGGAGACCAAUAAAGAUUUCCUUUCUGAGUCACACCA
Messenger RNA from Myiozetetes cayanensis, 2796 nucleotides. It is a transcript of the gene TLCD3A, whose product is annotated as TLC domain containing 3A. The coding region runs from base 236 to 1021 and encodes 261 amino acids. The record is from RefSeq and is a predicted model, not a curated record. NCBI's taxonomy places the organism in Eukaryota, Metazoa, Chordata, Aves, Passeriformes, Tyrannidae. Gene Ontology annotation, biological process: lipid homeostasis. Gene Ontology annotation, cellular component: endoplasmic reticulum; membrane. The transcript is spliced from 5 exons.